AUGGUGGACAUCGAUCCGCCGACAACGCCGCUGCAGCUGGUCUUGGGUUCCGAUCUACACACCGCGAAUCGCGACGCCAACGCCCACGCCCACGCCCACGCCUCGCCCUUCUACGCGACUUAUCUCGCAGCUUCCACACAGGCGCACCAGCCGCUAUGUGCUAAUGUCGAGGGUUGGGGACCGCUGAGUCCCUACAGAUACGACUUCACACCAUGUUUCCUUGAUAUUUGGCUGCUUGCGGUAUCGGCUUGGGGCCUGGUCGCUGGAGCAGCGGCGGUAUGGUGGCUGUAUAAGAAGACGACAGAACAGCCCGUGGCGAAGAAUUGGCACUUUUACGCGAAGCUGGGCGUGGUCGGCGCGCUUUUGGCGACCACAAUGUGCCAGGCAGCAUUUCAGAUUCAGCGAUUCGAUGGUACGUGGUACGAAGAUAUACGCUUCUGGACCACAAUUGCGAAUCUUCUCAGUUUGGGUGUGAUUGGAUGGGUACAGUAUAUUGAGCACUGGCGUUUGCGCUAUGCGCACGGCGUGGUUCUGGUUUACUGGCUGUUCUUCAACAUUGCGUUCGCUGUUAAGCUGCGCAGCUUGGUGUCUCAGCACAUGCAUAGCAUACAUCCCGCAUACUUCGGCGUCUUCACAGCGAGCCUGGCACUGGGCAUUGCAGAGUUCGUCCUAGAAUGGCUUUAUGCGGAUAUCUUCUCCUGUCUUACCUUCUCCUGGAUGACGCCCAUGAUGAAAUAUGGAUACAAGGAAUACCUAACACAAGAUGAUCUAUGGAAUUUGCGCAAAGGCGACAACACCAGAGCAACCGCCGAGCAGUUCAAUGAAGAAUGGGAGCGACAAUUGGAGAAGAAGAAACCUAGCCUCUGGAUUGCUUUGAUCACUUCCUUUGGAGGCCCUUACUUGGUUGGUGCCAUCAUCAAGACUGUAUCAGAUUGCUUGGCUUUUGUCAAUCCACAACUGCUCAGGUUUCUUAUUUCUUUCGUGGACUCUUACCGACCUGGCAAUGAGCCUCAGCCUCCCAUCAAGGGUGCUGCAAUUGCAAUCGCAAUGUUCGUUGUGUCAGUGGCACAGACUGCUGCUCUGCAUCAGUACUUCCAGCGAUCAUUCGAAACUGGCAUGCGCGUCAAGGGUGCCUUGACAGCGUCUAUCUAUUCGAAGAGUAUGAGACUCAGCAACGAAGGGCGAGCGACGAAGAGUACUGGUGACAUCGUCAACCAUAUGGCAGUCGACACGCAGCGAUUGCAGGAUCUGGCGCAAUUCGGUCAGCAACUUUGGUCAGCUCCACUGCAAAUCACUCUCUGCAUGAUCUCGUUGUAUCAGCUCGUGGGCUACAGCAUGUUUGCGGGUGUUGGUGUGAUGGUCCUCAUGGUUCCAGUGAACGGUUUUAUCGCUCGCAUCUCGAAAUCCCUUCAAAAGCGUCAAAUGAAGAACAAAGACGCCAGGACACGACUGAUGACCGAGAUUCUCAACAACAUGAAGUCGAUCAAGCUGUACGCGUGGACGUCUGCAUUCAUGAACAAGCUGAACGCCAUCCGAAACGACCAAGAGCUGCAUACCUUGCGGAAGAUUGGUGCUCUUACUGCCGUGGCCAACUUCACUUGGAACACUACGCCUUUCUUGGUGUCCUGCUCAACCUUUGCAGUUUUCGUUGCCACACAAAACAAACCUUUGUCGACCGAUAUCGUCUUCCCAGCUCUGACGCUGUUCAACAUGCUCGGCUUCCCUCUUGCCGUCCUCCCGAUGGUGAUUACAGCGAUAGUUGAGGCAAGCGUUGCCGUCAACCGUCUUUCCGCCUACUUUACGGCGCCCGAGCUUCAGGACGAUGCUGUGCUGCGUAGCGAUCCCGUGGACGCUGGAGAGGAGUCGGUGUGCAUUCGAGAUGCAACCUUCACCUGGAACAAAGAUGAGGGGCGCAACGUCCUGCAUGAUAUCAACUUCAGUGCUCACAAGGGCGAGCUUACCUGCGUCGUGGGCAGAGUAGGAUCCGGCAAGUCUAGUCUGUUGCAGACCAUGUUGGGAGACCUGUACAAGAUCAAGGGUGAAGUGGUCAUGCGUGGUACAGUGGCAUACGUUGCUCAGAGUGCUUGGGUGAUGAAUGCCUCUGUUCGCGAGAACAUUGUCUUUGGCCACAGAUGGGAUCCAUCGUUCUACGAUAAGACCAUCCACGCUUGUGCGCUAACUGAAGAUUUCAGCAGCCUUCCAGAUGGCGAUCAGACCGAAGUUGGAGAGCGAGGCAUCUCUCUUUCUGGAGGUCAGAAGGCACGACUCACUCUUGCCCGCGCCGUGUACGCUAGAGCCGACAUCUACCUCCUCGAUGACGUGCUCUCAGCAGUUGACCAGCAUGUCGGACGACACAUCAUUGACAAUGUACUGGGAGCCAAAGGCUUGCUUGCCACGAAAACACGCAUAUUAGCUACCAACGCCAUCCCUGUGCUUAUGGAGGCACACUUCAUCGCACUUCUCAAAGAUGGCAAGGUACUCGAGCGCGGCACUUACGAGCAACUGAUGGCCAUGAAAGGAGAAGUUGCCAAUUUGAUCAGGACUUCGUCAUCAGAAGAGCACAUUGCAGAUGACUCUAGUCGAACAAGCGGUAUGGAUAGUCCCUACUCUGAAAGCACCGUCUACAUACCGGACGACCCAGAAGAUGCAGAGGAGGAAGCUGAAGCGGAGGACGGUCUGACGCAAAUGGCUCCCAUUCGGCCAACUGGGAGCGGACCGAUCGCUACGCGAAAGGAUAGCAACAUGACCCUUCGAAGAGCUAGCACAGUCUCCUUCCGCGGUCCUCGAGGAAAACUCAACGACGAAGAGGAGAAUAAAGGCAAACUGAAGACGAGGCAGUCGAAGGAGUUCUCGGAACAGGGCAAGGUCAAAUGGGAUGUCUACAAGGAAUAUGCCAUCAACAGCAAUCUUUGGGCGGUUGCAAUCUUUUUGAUCACUCUCAUCGGCGCUAAAACGGCAGAGAUCGGGGGCUCGGUCUGGCUGAAGGAGUGGUCUGAAGUCAACGAUGCUUCCGGCGGUAACCCUCACGUCGCCCGCUACAUUCUGAUCUACUUCGCAUUCGGCAUAGGAUCCGCAUUUCUGGUUGUUCUGCAAACUUUGAUUCUCUGGAUCUUUUGCUCGAUCGAGGCAUCCCGAAAAUUGCACGCAAGUAUGGCGCAUGCGAUAUUCAGAAGUCCGAUGUCUUUCUUCGAAACAACACCGACCGGCCGCAUUUUGAAUCGCUUCUCCAGGCGAACGUUCAACAUGCUGUUUGUCAACGCUGCAAGAGCUGCUUUCACGCUUGUGAUCAUUUGCGCAUCGACCCCGAUAUUCGCAGUCCUGAUCAUUCCACUCGGCGCCCUGUACCUGUGGAUUCAAAAAUAUUAUCUCCGGACGUCUCGAGAGCUGAAGCGCCUCGACAGCAUCAGCCGCAGCCCGAUCUAUGCCCACUUCCAAGAGUCGCUUAGCGGGAUCAGCACCAUCCGUGCCUACCGCCAGACCAGGCGCUUUGGGCUUGAGAAUGAAUGGCGUGUAGACGCCAACUUGCGCGCCUACUUCCCAUCCAUCAGCGCAAAUAGGUGGCUUGCAGUGCGGUUGGAGUUCAUCGGAUCCAUAAUCAUCCUGGCUGCGGCAAGUUUUGCGAUCAUUUCCGUCAGCGCUGGCAGUGGACUAUCGGCGGGCAUGAUCGGUCUUGCAAUGAGCUAUGCGCUGCAGAUCACGCAGUCCUUGAACUGGAUCGUGAGACAGACAGUGGAGGUUGAGACUAACAUCGUGUCUGUUGAGCGUGUGCUCGAAUAUGCUCGGCUACCUAGUGAAGCGCCAGAAGUGAUCUUCAAGAACCGGCCCCCAAAUAGCUGGCCUUCUAAGGGUGCUGUCUCCUUCAACAACUACAGCACCCGUUAUAGGCCCGGUCUCGACCUUGUCUUGAAGAAUGUCAGCCUCGGCAUCAAAUCUCACGAGAAGAUUGGUGUCGUUGGUCGAACGGGAGCGGGCAAGUCCAGCUUGACACUGGCGCUUUUCCGAAUCAUCGAGCCUGCGGAUGGAGACAUUUCGAUCGACAACCUUAGUACAAGCUCGAUUGGUCUGAAUGAUCUUCGAAGCCGCCUGGCCAUCAUUCCUCAAGAUGCUGCUUUGUUCGAAGGCACUGUAAGGGAUAACCUUGAUCCAGGGCAUAUUCAUGAUGACACGGAACUGUGGAGUGUGCUUGAUCACGCUCGACUACGCGAUCACAUCGCGUCCAUGUCUGGCCAACUCGACGCUCGCAUCAACGAGGGCGGCUCAAAUCUAAGUCAGGGACAGCGACAAUUAGUGUCUUUGGCCAGGGCUCUUUUGACGCCCAGUAACAUCCUGGUGCUAGAUGAGGCUACAGCAGCAGUGGAUGUCGAGACGGAUGCAAUGUUGCAGACGACGCUUCGAUCAAACAUGUUCAAAGAUCGAACGAUCAUCACCAUCGCGCAUCGCAUCAAUACCAUUCUUGAUAGCGACCGCAUCGUGGUGUUGGACCAUGGCCAAGUGAAGGAAUUCGACACGCCAGCAGCUUUGGUUGCUAGUAAAGGCCUUUUCUACGAGCUGGUGAGGGAGUCAGGGCUGUUGGGACAGGUUGACAUCAGUGGAAGCAUUCAAUAGAGACACAAGCCAGCACUUGUCGUUCAUGCAAGCUAUACGCCACAUGCGGGUUUGUUCCUCCGGCAUGCAUACUGUGCAC
Messenger RNA from Pseudocercospora fijiensis CIRAD86, 4684 nucleotides. RefSeq names its product putative ABC transporter. Lineage: Eukaryota; Fungi; Ascomycota; Dothideomycetes; Mycosphaerellales; Mycosphaerellaceae. The record is from RefSeq and is a predicted model, not a curated record. Gene Ontology annotation, molecular function: ATP binding; ATP hydrolysis activity; ABC-type transporter activity. Gene Ontology annotation, cellular component: membrane. The transcript has 11 exons. Bases 1 to 4605 code for a protein of 1534 amino acids. Gene Ontology annotation, biological process: transmembrane transport.